Enhydra lutris kenyoni (northern sea otter) is the source of this 1443-nucleotide messenger RNA. It is a transcript of the gene CYB5R5, whose product is annotated as NADH-cytochrome b5 reductase-like. The transcript has 6 exons. Bases 1 to 945 code for a protein of 314 amino acids. Lineage: Eukaryota; Metazoa; Chordata; Mammalia; Carnivora; Mustelidae. Gene Ontology annotation, molecular function: oxidoreductase activity. The record is from RefSeq and is a predicted model, not a curated record.
AUGUUGGAUGAGAGGGAGGAGGAUGCCGAUGAGGAAGCCUGGCUGCAGCUUCGGCCGGUGGAGCCCUUGCCCUCCCAGUGCUGUGGCAGUGGCUGCUCACCUUGUGUGUUUGACCUUUAUCACCAAGAGCUGGCAAAGUGGGAGGCAGCCCGAGCCAGCAAGAACAGGAGCCUGCUGAGUGGGGAGGAGUCACAGAGCUGUCCGUCCAAGCUGAGCCCAGAGACCUUCCUGGCCUUCCGCAUCAGUGCCAUGGACAGACUCACCGAAGACACUUACCAUGUUCGGUUCGCACUCCCCAGGAACUGCCAGCUCGGCCUGCGGCCUGGCCAGCACCUCGUCCUACGAGGGAAGGUGGACGGCUUAGAAAUUCAGAGAGCCUAUACACCCAUCAGCCCUGCCAACGCAGAAGGAUACUUUGAAGUUUUAAUCAAGUGCUACCCGACUGGGCUGAUGUCCCGGUACGUCAGGUCCUGGAGCACAGGAGACACAGCUUUCUGGCGAGGACCUUUCGGCGACUUCUUCUAUAAAGCCAACCAGUAUGGUGAGCUCCUCAUGCUGGCUUCGGGCACUGGCCUGGCCCCCAUGGUGCCCAUCCUGCAGACCAUAACAGACAACGCAGAGGAUGAGACCUUUGUCACCCUGGUCGGCUGCUUUAAGACCUUUGAGGGCAUCUACCUGAAGACCUUCCUCCAGGAGCAGGCCCGUUUCUGGAACGUCCGAACCUUCUUUGUCCUCAGCCAGGAGAACUCCCCGGAGAAGCUUCCCCAGAGUUACCGAGAGAAGACCCGCUUUGGCCGCCUGGCCCAGGGCCUGAUCAAAGAGCUGGUUGGUUCCUGUCGCAGAAAGCCGUUUGCGUUGGUCUGUGGCUCAGCCGAGUUUACCAAGGACAUGGCCAAGUGCCUGCUGUGCGCAGGCCUGGCCGAGGACUCCUACUUCCUCUUCUAGCCGGGCCUCCCUUCCGAAGCCCUGGCCAGGGUCCUGCCACUGGAACACUGGGAGAAGCACAGACUGGAGUGCAGGCCUGGCCCACCGCUCACUGGCCUGGUGACUGUAGGUGAACGUCUGCCUCCCUGCUCCUCCAGCUCUUAUCUACCUCACGAGGUUGCUGACUCCCUCAGGCCGACAUUCUGCUCAGUGGAGGGAAGAUGGGGCUGCAGGAGGCGUGGGCAUCCUGGAGGACUCCCGGGGGAAAGCCAGGUCCAUGCCAGGCCCAGGGAUGAGUAGGAGCUGGCAGGAGAAGGUGCAGGAAGAGCUUCCCAGGUAUCUCAGAUUAGAGGGCUUGGGGCCUCCCGUCACACCCUGCCCUAGAAAUGCCUGUUCUAAAACCUGCUUUCCCUGGAAACUGCGUGUCCUUGCUGUGGUCUCAGGGUUGGCUCUGAUGUGUUGCUUGCUGAGUGUUUAGGGAAUGACCAUAGGGGUAGCUAAGAGCUCUUUGGAGGAGGG